GGAAGUGUGUUUGUCGGACUCAUCUUGAUGACGCAUCUAGAUGGACCACUACUGAAACUUGACAGCUGAACAAGAAAUGCUCCUAAAAUGAGCUCAUUAGCAACAUAACAGACAUUUCAAACGUUUCAAGGCUGAUUUUUUUCAGUACCAACAUGAACUGAAACUGUCCUCGACCCCGCUACGCCUUUGCGCUCAGUUUCUUCUGCGGAUUACAGGCUGUUUUUACAGAUAACAUCAUGUCGUUUGUGGUGGACUCAGUCAUCAUGUUCACCUCGCAGGUGCUGUUCUUUGGAUUUGGCUGGUUAUUCUUUAUGCGGCAGCUGUUUAAAGAUUAUGAGGUGCGACAGUACGUUGUCCAGGUGGUUUUCUCUGUCACUUUUGCUUUUUCGUGUACCAUGUUUGAGCUGAUCAUCUUUGAGAUCCUGGGUGCCUUAAGUAGCAGCUCUCGGUACUUUCACUGGAAGCUGAAUCUGUAUGUGAUACUGCUGGUCCUAAUCUUUGUGGUGCCUUUCUACAUCGGCUACUUUGUUGUCAGCAACAUACGCCUGUUGCAGAGACAGAAGCUUCUGUUCGCUUGUAUGGUGUGGUUUACCUUUAUGUAUUUCUUCUGGAAGUUGGGAGACCCGUUCCCCAUUCUGAGCCCAAAACAUGGCAUCCUGUCCAUUGAGCAGCUAAUCAGUCGUGUUGGUGUGAUCGGAGUCACCCUGAUGGCUCUGUUGUCCGGAUUUGGUGCGGUGAACUGUCCCUACACAUACAUGUCCUAUUUCCUCAGAAAUGUAACAGACAGCGACAUCCUCGCUCUGGAGAGGCGGCUGCUCCAGACUAUGGACAUGAUUGUCAGCAAGAAGAAACGGAUUGCGAUGACACGGAGGCAGAUGUACCAGCGUGGGGAAGACCAGAACAAACAGACAGGAUUCUGGGGGAUGAUCAAGAGUGUUACCUCAACACAAACAGGCAGCGAAAACCUAUCUCUGAUCCAGCAGGAGAUUGAUGCUCUCGAGGAGCUGAGUCGGCAACUCUUUCUUGAGACUGUGGACCUGCAAGCCACAAAGGAGCGAAUUGAGUACUCAAAGACAUUCCAGGGGAAAUACUUCAACUUCCUCGGCUACUUCUUUUCCAUCUAUUGUGUUUGGAAAAUUUUCAUGGCCACAAUAAACAUUGUGUUCGAUCGAGUUGGAAAGACGGAUCCAGUGACGAGGGGGAUUGAAAUUACAGUGAACUACUUGGGGAUCCAGUUUGAUGUGAAGUUUUGGUCCCAACACAUUUCUUUCAUCUUAGUGGGAAUAAUAAUCGUUACAUCCAUCCGUGGCUUACUCAUCACCCUCACCAAGUUCUUCUAUGCAAUAUCAAGCAGCAAAUCCUCCAAUGUGAUCGUGCUUGUCCUCGCUCAGAUCAUGGGGAUGUAUUUUGUGUCCUCCGUGUUGCUGAUGCGUAUGAGCAUGCCGCUGGAGUAUCGCUCCAUUGUGACAGAGGUUCUGGGAGAACUGCAGUUCAACUUCUACCAUCGAUGGUUUGACGUCAUCUUCUUGGUCAGUGCCUUGUCCAGCAUCCUCUUCCUUUAUCUCGCCCACAAGCAGGCUCCAGAGAAACACAUGACCCUCUGAUCCUCUACAUCUCCUUCCACCUGGAUGUGACUCCUGACCCCUGGGUGGCUUUGAAUCUGGAAUUUAGGGAUAUCCAGAAUUUUUUUUAUAUGGGACAUAAUUGUGUGGACUGCCUGUUCCUGAAUCAGGAAUGGCCGAUUGAGAGAUGCAAGUGAUGGGGAACUAUUGGAGCACAACUUUGAAUGUGGAAUUUCUUGAAUUUAGGUAUUUACAGAUCAAACGAUAAUAUUAGGAAUUUAUUUUUUACUUGCAAAUUCAAUCAUUUUGCACUCUUUGUUCUUAAGUUUUCAUUAUUUUGGCCAAAGUGAUAUGUUCCUUUCUUUUGUCUGAACACACUGGAGCUGUACUGUUCGCGGCACAUCACUGCUUUACUCCCACUGAGGUGUAAAUGGACUAAAUGAAGGAAAGAUCAAGAUGUCACACAUGAUCUCCAUCCUGAAGCAAAAUAUGUUGAUUGGGAACAAAAACAAAUACCCAUAAAGGAAGCUUUAUUCUGA
Molecule: messenger RNA, 2101 nt
Organism: Centropristis striata (black sea bass)
Lineage: Eukaryota; Metazoa; Chordata; Actinopteri; Perciformes; Serranidae
Gene: gphra
Product: Golgi pH regulator
Exons: 14
Coding region: 237-1604 (455 amino acids)
Biological process (GO): intracellular pH reduction
Cellular component (GO): Golgi cisterna membrane
Molecular function (GO): voltage-gated monoatomic anion channel activity
Source: RefSeq, a predicted model, not a curated record